UUUUUUCUUUAUGUCAUGCUUGAUUGAUGUACUUAGGUACGAUGCACGGGACAAACCCGAUGUUACACACAUCUGCGAGGAAGCAACAAGGGGGCAACCCGGUCUGUCGGGACAAGCUGCGCCACUCCGAAUGCUCCGCAAUAAAAGCGUCAAUGGCCAAUGUGGCUUUACCUUCUUUAUCACACCUAGGUAGGGGCAAGCGCAAUUUCCGCGAUUUCUUCCCGUUGUUGCCGCCGCAUCUCAUCACGUCACUCACAAUUCUCCGGUCAAUCGGGAUUUAUUGCAUGCCCCGGAGCUCUGGUUCAUGAUUAUCAAUUGGAGAUAGAAUGCUGCUGGGUCCUACCAGCCGGAUUGCCUCUUUGAGGCGGUCUGCACCACAUUGGAUACGUCCCAAUGCUACCUCAACACGCGUUAGGAGGCUGACUCGGCCCCCACAACAACGGCUAUUCUCCACAACGAAGGUCACGAGAGAUCGGAUUGGCCCAGAGGGAUAUCCAGAAAUAGGUGAAGAGAAGCAGUCUCUAUUGUCCAAAAUGGGCGAGUCUGCAGCUACUACUCUUGCCUCUGUGCUGGUGCUGGGCGUUGGCUUCGCGGCUGCUGGUUACGUGUACCACAAGUCCUACAAGUAUAUGCAGUUGAACAAGAUACAGAACGCAUUCGAACCAGGAGACCCAGUAUUAGUAUUAGCAGCAGUAGGAAAGGAUAUUCCAGCACCGCCUAACGAGCAGCACUGGGUUAUGCGCGAAGAACAAGAAAAGAUCGACGCGAUCAUCAACGGAACCAACAAAGGCCACUACCACCUGCUCAUGGGAGAAAAGGGCUGUGGUAAAAGCAGUAUGUUGAUAGAAGCUAUGCGGAAAGUUGACGGGGAAGGUUGCGCCAUGUUCGAAGCACAUGCCGACCUAGAAAUCUUCCGAAUCCGACUUGGAAAGGCUCUCGAUUAUGAGUUUCAUGAGGACUAUAUUGGCGGCUAUUUUAGCGAGCGCGGUCCGAGAGAAUCUACCGCAUUGCUGGAUAUUGAACGAGCGAUGAAUAAGCUAGAAAAGGUAGCAUUGUUACACCGGGCGAAAAAGAACAAACCUCUGCUUCUCAUCAUCAACCAGACACAUCUGAUUCGAGACGACGAAGACGGGAGGGACUUGUUAGAAUUGCUCCAGCAACGAGCGGAGCAAUGGGCGGCAAGUAACCUUGUCACUAUGAUAUUCAACAGUGAUGAUUAUUGGGUAUACGAGAGGCUCUUCCAGCGGGCUACUUCGCGUAUGGAAGUUAUGUCGAUCUCGGAUUUACCGAAGGCACAGGCAAUAUCUGCGCUACAGAAAUAUCGAUUACGAUACUUUGGCGAAAGAGCUGACGUAUCCAUGCUUGAGGCGGUCUACGACCGAGUCGGCGGUAGAUUAUCGUUCCUAAACCGGGUAGCAAAAUCCGACAACAUGAUAGGGACAUGCGAGCGUAUUAAAGAGAGCGAGAAAACAUGGUUCUUGAACCAGUGUUGGAUCCUCGGUAAUCCGAUGGACGAUGAUGUGAUGGAUCAGCAAAAAUGGGCGAGCGCGGCUAUGGUUCUUGCCUUAGCCCUUGUUGAGAAGGAAGAAGAGAUGGAGCAGACCUAUGAUCCCGAGACGGGACACGUCCUGCCGUGGUACCGGAUGCACAAGGCCCAGGAAAUCAUGACCCGAGCCGACUUCAUCCGGGAUUUUGACCGGUUGAACUUUUUCACAAUAACGAGCACGGCUCAAGUCCGUGCCAGCUCGGUACCUAUGCACCGUGCGUUUAGAGAGAUAUGCGCCGAACCCGGAUUCCGCGAGUUCCUCCAGGAUACAUUGGACCGAAUUGGUGCUAUCGAAAGUUUAGGCCGUACAAGGGAAUUGGUUGCGAAGGACCUGGUACUUGGCGGCAAAUAUCAUAUAUCCAAACCCAUAAUGAGCAUGGAUGGUAGGGUGGAGGUUAAGCUUCAGCAGCCGCCAGAGAAGGAUUGAAACCCCAAGGUUCGGUCGGUUAGUUUAGAGUGGGUGUUGCAUAUUGGGGGUAGGGCAUAAUCUAGCUGCUGGGCCAGCAUUUCCUUUGUGAAUGGCGACGACUAUAGAUAAUGUACGAGCAUUGUACCAUAUUGCAUGUUAACGUUAGCAUAAUACUGCAUCCAAGCACGGAAUUUAAUUUGUUAGUUAUCCAUAAGCUCAAAUAGUGAUUAAGGCGUCGUGGUUAAAGUGAUGAGACUGUAGAAUUGGGUAGGUAGAAGAGAUUUGGUAAAGUCGCUCGUUAAAUGUCUUACCUCCCCGUAGGCACCAGCCUGCCUGUCUAGUAGGUAUGUAAGCAACAAGAUAGACGCCUAUGCACCAUCUGUCGUUACCUAAGAGAUGGAUGCUUCAACGUAUAGUAGUCUCAAGGAAGUGACAUACGGGGUUUUGCUGGUAUGGCAAUGAUCAUAUAUCGUAUACCAGACUUUCUGAAUCUCUC
Messenger RNA from Annulohypoxylon maeteangense, 2451 nucleotides. RefSeq lists its product as uncharacterized. NCBI's taxonomy places the organism in Eukaryota, Fungi, Ascomycota, Sordariomycetes, Xylariales, Hypoxylaceae. The transcript has a single exon. The record is from RefSeq and is a predicted model, not a curated record. The coding region runs from base 327 to 1973 and encodes 548 amino acids.